AUGGGCGACGAAGAAUUAAAUUCUAGUAAAACAUGUGAUAAAAAGAAACAUAAUGUUGUUAUAAUUGGGGCUGGUAUGGCCGGCUUAGCCGCCGCCAAUUACCUUAUCAACAAUGGGAUGGAAGACUUUAUCAUAAUAGAAGCAAGAAAACGAAUAGGUGGUCGAAUUAUUUCAAUACCAAUGAAGAAUCAUAGAGUAGAAUUAGGAGCAAAUUGGAUACAUGGCGUUCUUGGUAAUCCCAUAUAUGAACUGGCCACAGCUAAUGGACUUGUCAAUAUCAUUAAUGUACCAAAACCGCAUAAGGUUAUAGCGGCGACAGAGGAUGGCAAGCAGGCACCUUUCAAUGUUCUGCAGGAAAUUCAUGAGGCAUAUGUUUGUUUUUUGCGCAGAUGCGAAGAAUACUUCUUGUGUCAGUAUUUGCCACCUCCAGACAUUAACAGUGUGGGUGAGCAUAUAAAUCUAGAAGCUACAAUAUACUUAGAACGCCUGCCAUCGUCUGAAGAAAAGAAACUCCGUCGGUUGAUCUUCGAUUGUCUUUUAAGAAGGGAAACAUGUAUUUCUGGGUGUAAUUCUAUGGAUGAAAUUGAUCUCUCAGAACUUGGUAGUUAUACAGAAUUACAGGGUGGUAAUAUAUUAAUACCCUCUGGGUACAGUAGUCUUUUACAAUUGAUGACAAAAAAUAUUCCAUCUGAGAAAAUAAUAUCAAAGUGCCCAGUGAAAAAAAUUAACUGGAACUCAAAUGGUAAUUCUGAUGAUUUAGGAGAAGAAUCAGAAGAUUCAGAUCAAACUGUGAUAGAGGAUGUUUCUAAGGCAUCAAAUAAUGAUAAGAUAACUAAGUUGCAAGUUAAUGUGGAAGAAAAGCCAAAGAAGAGAUCAAACUAUGUAGAAGUACAAUGUGACAAUGGAGAAAGUUAUUAUGCUAAUCAUGUUAUAUGCACAAUACCCUUGGGAGUGCUUAAAGAUCACGCAGCAACAUUAUUUGAUCCUCAGUUACCACAAUACAAAAGGGAGUCAAUAGAACGACUAUUAUUUACCCCUGUUGAUAAAAUUUAUUUAGAGUAUGAUAGACCUUUUCUGAAUCCUGACAUAACAGAAAUUAUGUUGUUAUGGGAUAACUCAGGUUCCCAAGAAAGUAUGGCUGAUUCAUGGUACAAAAAGAUGUAUUCUUUUACUAAAGUAAGUGAGACCCUAUUGUUGGGUUGGGUUUCAGGUAAAGAGGCUGAAUAUAUGGAAACUCUUUCCAUGGAGGAAGUAGGAAUAACAUGUACUAAAAUUUUGAGGAAAUUUUUAAAUGAUCCCUUUGUCCCUGAACCAAUAUUAUGUGUGUGCACAAGUUGGAACAAACAGCCUUACACACGAGGUGCAUAUACUGCCAUCGCAGUAGGGGCAAGUCAAAGCGACAUUGAGAGCUUAGCACAACCUUUGUUUAGAAAUGCAAGAGAUAAAAAGCCAGUAUUACUGUUUGCGGGCGAACAUACACAUAGCAGCUUCUAUUCCACUGUGCAUGGAGCUUUUUUGUCUGGUCAAACUGCAGCAAAAAGGGUGUUGAGCCCAGAUGUGUCUGGUGAGAAUCAAUUGGAAUGUCCUGGUUCUGCAGAUUUGCAAGCUUGGAUACAAGGCAUUCAGAUAAACGGGUAA
This is a messenger RNA of Pieris macdunnoughi, 1638 nucleotides long. Lineage: Eukaryota; Metazoa; Arthropoda; Insecta; Lepidoptera; Pieridae. The record is from the annotation of a GenBank genome assembly.